Messenger RNA from Carica papaya (papaya), 2950 nucleotides. The record is from RefSeq and is a predicted model, not a curated record. NCBI's taxonomy places the organism in Eukaryota, Viridiplantae, Streptophyta, Magnoliopsida, Brassicales, Caricaceae.
AAGCAGAUUCACUUCUCUCCAUAACCGGUUUAAUUUUUUCCCUCUUGAGAAAACCAUUUGAGCCGAGAAGAGAGAGAGAGAGAGAGAGAGAGAGAGAGAUGGUUUUCUGGAAUGAAAUGGUGUAAUUGUUGUAUUUCAAAAUUACCCAAUCAACAUCCCCAAAGGGUAGCUGUUGAUCCAUUUUUCUUCAGUCCCCACUCCUCCGUGCUCCAUUUUCUACACCUUGAUGUCAUUAUUAUCUCUUCACACAUUUUAUCGAUAUCAUCGUUUCUCUAAACCAGACAACUCACCUCUUCUCUAUAUCUGAACUACCUGCAAGACUGCAACAAGCAAAGUAACAUCACAACACAUACGCCAACCCACUCUUCGACUUCCACGUAUCAUACCUGCCUUCUUCUCUCCUCCUCGUUUCCCCAUUGCGCUUUAUUCCAGUAAUCUAUCUCUCUUGCUAUCUACCUGUAACUCUCAUUUAACGGUGGAAAAUAAACAAUGGCGUCGGACGAUCUUAUUUACCUUCACGGUGACUUGGACGUCAAAAUCGUCAAAGCGAAGAGGUUACCCAACAUGGAUCUGCUGUCCGAGAAGCUGCGACUCUGCUUCUCCGUAUGUAAUGCUUGCAAAGUCCCUUCACAACCGGUUGAUUCCGAUGGGGAGAGGGAGCGGGAUGGUCAUCGUCAUCCCAAGAUCAUCACCAGCGACCCCUACGUAACCAUCGUCGUGCCACAAGCCACUCUCGCGCGGACGCGUGUCAUUAAGAACUCCCAAGACCCUCACUGGAACGAGCACUUCAUUAUCCCAGUAGCGCAUCCCGUCCGCGAGUUCGAGUUCCAGGUUAAGGAUGAUGACCUUUUCGGCGCCGAGCUCAUCGGCUCGGCUAAGUUCUCCGCUCAGAACCUUGUUAACGGCGAGUUCAUCUCCGGUUGGUUCCCGCUUCUCGACUCCACCGGCAAGCCGCCCAAGCCGGAUGCCUCUAUCUUCCUCGAGAUGAAAUUCAUACCCUUCGAUAAGAAUCCGGUAUACCGCCGCGGGAUUGCCUGUGAUCCCGAGCAGCAAGGGGUCAGGCACACGUACUUCCCGCUGAGGAAGGGGAGUCAAGUGACAUUGUACCAGGACGCUCAUGUACCUGACGGAAUGUUACCCGAGAUUCAAUUGGACGGAAGGAAAGUUUACAAGCAACAGAAAUGUUGGGAGGAUAUUUGCUAUGCCAUAUCAGAAGCUCACCAUAUGAUAUACGUCGUCGGCUGGUCAGUUUUUCACAAGGUGAAGCUUGUUAGGGAGCCCUCUAGGCCUUUGCCGCGAGGAGGCGACUUGACCCUCGGUGAAUUGCUCAAGUACAAAUCCCAGGAGGGAGUGAGGGUCUUGUUGUUGGUCUGGGAUGAUAAGACCUCGCACGAUAAGCUUGGGAUUAGUACGGCAGGUGUGAUGCAAACGCAUGAUGAAGAAACAAAGAAGUUCUUCAAGCAUUCUUCCGUCAUUUGUGUACUGGCACCGCGCUACGCUAGUAGUAAGCUUGGCUUUUUGAAACAACAGGUUGUUGGGACCCUUUUUACACACCAUCAAAAAUGUGUUCUUGUUGACACACAGGCUUCUGGUAACAAUCGAAAGGUAACUGCAUUUAUAGGAGGUAUUGAUUUGUGUGACGGACGCUAUGACACUCCUGAGCAUAGGCUCUUUCGUGAUCUUGACACAAUAUUCAAAGAUGAUUUUCACAAUCCCACAUUUCCACCUGGAACCAAGGCUCCAAGGCAACCAUGGCAUGACUUGCACUGCCGAAUAGAUGGGCCUGCUGCAUAUGAUGUCCUUAUAAAUUUUGAGCAGCGCUGGAGGAGGUCAACCAGAUGGAAAGAGUUCACUCUGCGUUUUAAAAAGAAAUCUCAAUGGCAAGAUGAUUCUUUGAUCCAGAUAGGGCGUAUCUCAUGGAUUCGAAGCCCACAAAUGUCCUGGAAGGACGGUGUUACACAAGUUCCUAAGGAUGAUCCUAUGGUUCAUGUUUCAGAUGAAGAUGAUCCUGAAAACUGGCAUGUUCAGAUUUUUCGAUCAAUUGACUCAGGAUCAGUGAAAGGAUUCCCAAAAAAAGUUAGUGAAGCUAAUGCCCAGUCAAUGCAACUUGCAGAUUCUCAUCCUCAAGAUUACCUGAACUUUUAUUGCCUUGCUAACCGGGAAAAGAUUCCUGAUAAUGUAUCUAAUGCUAAUGGUGAUAAGGUUUCUGAGGCCCAAAAAUAUCAGAGAUUCAUGAUUUAUGUGCAUGCCAAGGGAAUGAUAAUAGAUGAUGAAUAUGUGAUUAUUGGAUCUGCAAAUAUAAACCAAAGAUCCAUGGCUGGUACAAAAGAUACAGAAAUAGCUAUGGGUGCAUAUCAGCCCCAUCACGCAUGGGCUAAGAAGAGUAAACAUCCACAUGGCCAGAUUUUCGGAUACAGAAUGUCAUUGUGGGCAGAGCACUUGGGUAAGCUCGAUGAACAUUUUAUGGAGCCAGAGAGUUUGAAAUGCGUAAAGGCAGUUAACAAGAUUGGUGAAGAUAAUUGGAAUAAGUUUACAGAUGCAGAAUUUACAGAAUUGCGGGGUCACCUUCUCAACUAUCCUCUGCUCAUUGAGAAGGAUGGGAAGGUAAGCUCUCUGCCUGGAUACGAGACUUUCCCGGACGUUGGUGGUAAGAUCAUUGGAUCUCAUUCUAUAGGACUUCCGGAUACCCUAACAACAUAAUCUAUGGCAAUUUUGUUCGCAGAAGAUGGAGAGAUGUAACAUAUUGCUGUGUUUUAGAUUGCUAAUUUGGUUGAAUUGUGAAUUUAUCAUUCUCUUUUCCUUUUGAUAUAUUGGUGAUGUAUCAGUCUGUAAAUUUGUAACGCAGUUAGUUAAUGCAUAUGUUCAUAGGAAACAGACAAAUAAGGUCAAAAUGCUACAAAUGGUUUCUCUAAUUCCACUGACUUGCAGCUCGGAUUUGGUUUGAUUUUAA